CCCUCCGCCCGCCGGGCCGCCGCAGCCUGCCAGCCUUGCGUGCGCCCUCGUCUUCCCUUCCUACUUCAGGCUUCACCUUGCGGGCAGGCUCGGGGAGGAGGCCGGAGGAAGCCGCCCGUGCCCCUGGCGGCGGCGUGCGGUGCGUGUGCGCAUGGAGGCGCCGGGCGCGGAGCCGGGGCGGAGAGGGCGAGGAGAGGCUUCAUGAGGGCAGCGGCCCUGCCGGGGAUCGCCGCCUCGCCGGGCGUUUCCCUCCCCCUGCCGCCCGCCCUGCCCUGGCCGCGCUUCCGACCCUGAAGCCGGUCGGCUCGUCUCCGAAAAAACUUUUCCGCAGCGGCCGAGGAUGGAGCCUGCCGGUAUGGAUUAUUUCUGCGACCAGGUACAGCAGAAGGACGUGGGCCGCAGGAUGCAGGUCGGCCAGGAGCUGCUGGAGUACCUGAGCGACCCGGCGAGGUCCCCCGAUGUGGAGCAGGACCAGCAACGCCUUGACAAAGUGAUCGACGAAUUAACAGGAUGGGUCAACUCUAGUAAUUUUAAGGUAGCAUUACUGGGAUUAGAUGUUUUAGGUGCCUUUGUUGACAGACUAUCAGGACGCUUUAAAUCCUAUAUAGGAACCGUUCUCCUGCCUUUGAUAGAUCGUAUGGGAGAUGCCAAAGACCAAGUUCGAGAGCAAGCACAGAAUCUUAUAUUGAAAUUGAUGGACGAAGCAGCACCACCCAUGUACAUUUGGGAACGCCUUGCUGUUGGUUUUAAACACAAGAAUUACCGAUCCCGAGAAGGAGUGUGUUUGUGUCUUAUUGCUACGUUAAACAUUUAUGGUGCACAACCAUUAAUCCUCAGCAAGUUGGUACCACAUCUGUGUACCGCGUUUGGUGACUCGAAUAGUCAGGUGAGAGAUGCUGCCAUACUAGCCAUUGUAGAGGUUUAUAGACAUGUGGGAGAGAAAGUACGAAUAGAUCUUACGAAGAGAGGAAUUCCUCCUGGAAGGUUGCAAACAAUCUUUGCAAAAUUUGAUGAAGUAAGAAACUCUGGAAAUAUGAUUUUAAGUAGCAUCAGUGACAAAAGCUUUGAUGAUGAAGAGUCAGUGGAUGGAAAUAGGCCAUCAUCAGCUGCUUCAGCCUUCAAGGUUCCGGCACCUAAAAAGCCAGGAAAUCCUUCAAACAGUGCAAGAAAGCCAGGAUCAGCUGGUGGGCCUAAGGUUGGAGGUUCCUCUAAAGAAGGAGGAGCUGGAGCUGUGGAUGAGGAUGAUUUUAUUAAGGCAUUUACAGAUGUUCCUACUGUACAGAUCUAUUCUAGUCGAGAACUUGAAGAAACGUUGAACAAAAUCAGGGAAAUUCUCUCAGAUGACAAACAUGAUUGGGAUCAACGAACUAAUGCGCUGAAGAAAGUUCGGUCAUUGCUUGUUGCUGGAGCUGCGCAGUAUGAUGGAUUUUUCCAGCAUUUACGGUUGUUGGAUGGUGCUUUCAAGCUGUCGGCCAAGGAUCUCAGAUCGCAGGUGGUUAGAGAAGCAUGCAUUACUGUAGCUCAUCUUUCAACUGUUCUGGGAAACAAGUUUGAUCAUGGCGCUGAAGCUAUUGUGCCUACUCUUUUUAAUCUGGUUCCCAACAGCGCCAAAGUGAUGGCAACUUCUGGGUGCGCAGCCAUUAGAUUCAUUAUUCGGCAUACUCAUGUGCCACGACUCAUACCUUUAAUAACAAGCAACUGUACCUCAAAAUCAGUUGCAGUUAGAAGGCGCUCCUUUGAAUUUUUAGACCUGUUGUUACAAGAGUGGCAAACACAUUCGUUGGAAAGGCACGCAGCUGUCUUGGUUGAAACAAUCAAGAAGGGCAUUCAUGAUGCUGAUGCAGAAGCAAGAGUGGAGGCAAGAAAGGCUUAUCUGGGUCUUAGAAAUCACUUUCCUAGUGAAGCCGAGACUCUGUACAAUUCUCUUGAGCCGCCCUAUCAAAGAAGCCUCCAGACCUACUUGAAGAAUUCUGGCAGUAUAGCAUCUCUCCCUCAGUCAGAUAGGUCAUCCUCCAGCUCACAGGAGAGCCUCAAUCGGCCUCUGUCUUCUAAGUGGUCUGCAGCCAGCCCAGCAAGCCUUGCAGGCAGAGUUUCAGGCAGCAGCAAGAGCGUUCCAAGUCCAGGAACUCUGCAAAGGUCUCGCAGCGACAUUGAUGUUAAUGCUGCUGCAGGUGCAAAGGCCCGCCAUGCUGCUGGACAGACAGCUGGAGCUGGGCGCUUGUCAGCAGCUGGUCUACCUCCGGGAUCUUACGCUUCACUAGAGGAUACUUCUGACAAGAUGGAUGGAACAGCUUCUGAAGAUGGUCGUGUACGAACAAAGCUUUCAACGCCUUCUGUUGGUAUUGGAAAUUCUAAAACAGAUUCCAGAGGACGGAGUAGAACCAAAGUGGUGUCACAGUCUCAGCGUUCAUCAUCGCCAGACAAAAAUGAAGGAUCACAGUCUGCUAACCCCAUUGGUGCUGGCAGUAGAUCUGGGUCUCCUGGAAGAGUUUUGACAACAACCACACUUUCCACUAUGAACACAGGAGUUCAGAGAGUGUUAGUGAAUCCUGCAACUGCACAAAAACGAAGCAAAAUCCCACGAAGUCAGGGAUGUAGUAGAGAAGCUAGUCCUUCUAGAUUGUCAGUAGCACGAGGCAGCCGCAUUCCUCGGCCUAGUGUGAGUCAGGGCUGCAGUCGGGAGGCCAGCCGUGAAAGUAGCAGGGACACAAGCCCUGUCCGCUCUUUUCCACCCCUUGCUUCCAGGCAUCACUCCAGAUCCACUGGUGCCCUCUACACUCCUGAUGUUUAUGGGGCUACAGGUACUGGCUUUGGAAUUAGUCAGUCGAGUAGAUUGUCGUCAUCAGUUAGUGCUAUGCGAGUUCUGAACACAGGUUCUGACGUGGAAGAGGCAGUAGCAGAUGCUUUGCUCUUAGGAGACAUACGGACUAAGAAGAAGCCUGUACGAAGAAGAUACGAGUCCUAUGGGAUGUACUCAGAUGAUGAUGCCAACAGUGAUGCAUCAAGUGCCUGUUCAGAAAGGUCCUAUAGCUCUAGGAAUGGAAGCAUACCAACAUAUAUGAGACAGACAGAAGAUGUGGCUGAAGUCCUAAAUCGCUGUGCCAGCUCCAACUGGUCAGAGAGAAAAGAAGGCCUUCUAGGCCUGCAAAACUUAUUAAAGAACCAGAGAACUUUAAGUCGUGUUGAGUUGAAAAGGUUGUGUGAAAUCUUCACAAGAAUGUUUGCUGAUCCUCACAGUAAGGUGUUCAGUAUGUUUUUGGAGACACUGGUGGACUUCAUCCAGGUCCAUAAAGAAGAUCUGCAGGACUGGCUGUUUGUACUGCUGACACAGCUGUUGAAAAAAAUGGGUGCUGAUUUGCUUGGGUCUGUACAAGCAAAAGUUCAGAAGGCACUUGAUGUUACAAGAGAAUCUUUUCCAAAUGACCUCCAGUUCAGUAUUUUAAUGAGAUUUACUGUUGACCAGACCCAAACACCUAGCCUGAAGGUCAAAGUUGCAAUCCUUAAAUACAUAGAGACUCUUGCGCAACAGAUGGAUCCAGGAGACUUUGUAAAUUCAAGUGAAACUAGGUUAGCAGUGUCUCGAAUCAUCACCUGGACCACAGAACCUAAAAGCUCAGAUGUUAGGAAGGCUGCACAGUCAGUGCUGAUUUCCCUUUUUGAACUCAACACUCCAGAGUUUACAAUGCUAUUGGGUGCUUUACCAAAAACAUUUCAGGAUGGAGCCACAAAGCUUCUCCAUAAUCAUCUCCGGAAUACGGGCAACAGUGGUCAGGGAUCAAUGGGAAGUCCUUUAACAAGACCUACUCCACGCUCCCCAGCAAGUUGGUCAAGUCCUCUCACUUCCCCAACCAAUACAUCACAGAACACUUUGUCACCAAGUGCAUUUGACUAUGACACUGAAAAUAUGAAUUCUGAAGAUAUUUACAGCUCUCUUCGUGGAGUCACUGAAGCCAUUCAGAAUUUCAGUUUUCGUAGUCAGGAAGAUAUGAAUGAGCCUGUAAAACGAGAUUCCAAAAAAGAUGAUGGCGAUUCGAUUUGCAGUGCUUCUGGAAUAGUAGACCUACGAGCAGGAGGUGGUCUGAGCGAUACAGGCCGAACAGCUCUUGAUAACAAAACAUCAUUACUCAACACAAUGCCUCCCCACUCUUCACCACGUUCACGAGAUUAUAACCCGUACAAUUAUUCUGAUGGUAUCAGUUCAUUUAAUAAAUCUGCUUUGAAAGAAGCCAUGUUUGAUGAUGAUGCAGAGCAAUUUCCUGAUGAGCCUCCCAUGGACCAUUCUGAUCUGGUUGCAGAGUUACUGAAAGAGUUAUCAAACCAUAAUGAGAGAGUGGAGGAAAGAAAGGCUGCCCUGUACGAGCUCAUGAAGUUAACUCAGGAAGAGUCUUUCGGUGUUUGGGAUGAGCACUUCAAAACAAUACUACUUUUGCUGCUUGAAACACUUGGAGAUAAAGAGCAUGCAAUUCGAGCUUUGGCAUUGAAAGUUCUAAGAGAGAUUCUAAGAAACCAGCCAGCAAGGUUUAAGAAUUACGCAGAGCUCACAAUCAUGAAGACAUUAGAAGCACAUAAGGAUCCUCAUAAGGAGGUGGUGAGAUCUGCUGAAGAAGCUGCUUCCAUGCUGGCCACUUCCAUUAGCCCAGAUCAGUGCAUCAAAGUUCUUUGUCCAAUUAUCCAAACUGCAGAUUACCCCAUUAAUCUGGCUGCAAUCAAAAUGCAGACGAAAGUCAUAGAAAGAGUAUCUAAAGAAACCCUUACUCAGCUUUUACCAGAGAUUGUGCCAGGUCUAAUACAGGGUUAUGAUAAUUCAGAGAGCAGUGUUCGUAAGGCAUGUGUUUUCUGCCUUGUAGCCAUUCAUGCAGUAAUUGGUGAUGAACUAAAACCACAUCUCAGUCAACUCACUGGCAGUAAAAUGAAAUUAUUGAACCUUUACAUCAAACGUGCACAAACAGGCUCUGGACCAGGGGAUACAACGGCAGAUAUGUCUGGACAAAGCUAAUGAAGCUGACAAGAGUUAACCAGGUCUCCUAAAGCAAGGGCAAGGCCCUCUUCAGUGAAAGGAAAAUUCUUACAUACAACUUUUGGAACUUUUUUCUUGUUUUUUUCCCUUUCUCUUGUUGUUUGUUUUUUGUUUUGGUUUGGUUUUUUUCUUUAACCAACGGCUGUCCUCAGCCUGCAUGUGACUGUUGCAAUAGAAUUAUUCCAAAUCCAAGGAAAAACAGUAUUAACAUCAGUUGAUCAAAGCAGAAUAAAAUUUAAAAAUAAUCUAAUCCAUCAGUUAUCCUGUUCGCAAUCCUCUGUGUCUUCCCAUUAACUUUUGCCAGUGUUAUUGUAUUAAAAAAAAGAUUUUUUUUUUAAUGCUAAUUAAAAAGGUAUGCUUUGAGCUUCAGAAGUUAAAAUACAAAUUCUGUUGCUUUUAUUCAGCUGCAGAUAACAUUACUUUUUUAUUGCUAUUUUGUUUGAGUAUCAUGUCCUUCGCUAGAAACAAGAAGUGAUGUGAAACAAGGCUGAACUAGUCUGAACUGCAGUGAGACUCGUUCACUGUGGUGGUGGUUCAUCAUCUUAUUUACAGCUUGUUUGGGAUAUUCUGGAGAUUGAGAAAUAUGCCUAUAAAAAAAAAAAAGCUGGAUUGAUCCAGUUCUGUAAAAGUGAUAUUGUUCAUUGGUUGUAUGUUUGUUGCAUAAAUAAGACUUUAGUGUGCGCAGUAGAGGACUGGUACAACCAGUACCUCUUAAUGUGGAAGACAGCCCUUUCAGGGUAGCAUUGCCGACCUGGUGAUAGUGUGGCAGUCUGCUUUUUAGCAGCAGAGUUAAUGGUCACUUGAUGGACGUGAACCAUCCUUGUCACCUUUCGUUCUUCAAGCAGGAUGCUUCAGAAUGGAGUGCUCUGCCCAAGCAUGCUCAGUAUGUAUUUAUCUUUAUCACUAGAAUGUUUCCUCUCAACCUAAUUGCUGGAACAAGUAGUCUUGUAUUGUAACUCACAUGGGAUUUUAUGACAACAGUGCAGAAAACUAUUUAUUCGUUACCUUCCUAAAAGCACCAAGAUUUUCUGCACUGAAUUUAAAUGGGGGGGGAGGGGGAAUAGUCACAAAUGCUAUGGAUCUUGCCACCUUUUAAUUUAAAAAAAAAGAAUAUAUAUAUUUUGGAUGAGUUGGGAAAGCUGCACCAAAUUAUUUGCAUGGUUUUCUUGAAUAGCAUCCUCAAGACCCAUCUGGAUUAAGGUGUGGAAAUGUUUCCAGGGUUUGUUUUUCCAUUUUUGAAAAAGAGUUAGUUUAUUGUGAAUAAUGGUUCUUUGUAUUUAUGAACUUGAUAAUGGAAAGAGAACAAAGAUCAAGUAAAUGUGUCCCUAAAUGUUGUCUUUUUCUUUUUUCUUUUUUUCUUUUUUCUUUUUUUUUUGGUUUUGGAUAUAAGCAGCAAGCUAGUUAACUGAGAACUGGGAUGAAACAGUGUCCUUCCCAGGAAUGGUGGAACUUUUUUUUUCUCCUGAGUUUUUUCCCUUUGACUGUGAUGUUGUCUAGUUGUAGGAAGUGUAUCCUGAUAAGAGAGAAAAUAACGGUGCCAAGGAUGAUGAUCUAUGCUAGGCUAAAAUUCUCUCUACCUCUUCAGGGUGACUAAUUUUUGACUGAGCUGCUGCAUAUAGCACCCGGUGGAAGAACUAUCUACAAAAAAAUCUUUUUUUUUUUUUUUUCCCAAAUUAUCACUUAGUGUGUAUUCAAAACUCUAUUCUUCAACAUUGCAGCCAAAUAUCAUAAGAAACUACUUAUACACUUGCUAGGAACCCUGAAAAGCAAAACUGAAUAAAAAUUAAGUCAGAUGCUUGUAGUUACAUGAAAGGUUGUUUUCACUUUAGUUUGAAGUGAAUGCAAUAGAAAGAGCUAAGAUGUGGUUGUUAAAGAAGCAAUGCCGUUGCAGAGAUUUAUUUGGAGGAAAAGUUGUAGAAAUAUGUGUAAAGACUUAAAACCAAGACUGUCAUAACUCGCCGCUAGCCCUUUUUAGCAGCUACAUCAAGAAAAUAGUAUCUCCUCUUUCUUUCCUUUGUUACGUGUAACAUCCUUGUUGUUUUCUACUGUUUAAUUACAUUGUGUAUUUAUAGUUCUAUGCUUACCAUUGUGCAUAUACUGGCAAUAAAAUGUACAUAACAUUACUUAAAAAAUUAGCAAUGUAUACAUUCUGGUUUUCUGUUUUAUUUGAUCACAUGGCAUAAGAAAAAUGAUAAAUGUGAUUGAUACAACAUUGGUUAAAAAAAAUUUUAUCUUCA
Messenger RNA from Gymnogyps californianus (California condor), 7254 nucleotides. It is a transcript of the gene CLASP2, whose product is annotated as cytoplasmic linker associated protein 2. The transcript has 42 exons. Lineage: Eukaryota; Metazoa; Chordata; Aves; Accipitriformes; Cathartidae. The record is from RefSeq and is a predicted model, not a curated record. Gene Ontology annotation, molecular function: microtubule binding. Gene Ontology annotation, biological process: mitotic spindle assembly. The coding region runs from base 341 to 4996 and encodes 1551 amino acids. Gene Ontology annotation, cellular component: cytoplasmic microtubule; microtubule organizing center; spindle microtubule.